This is a messenger RNA of Eimeria tenella, 1386 nucleotides long. RefSeq lists its product as uncharacterized. NCBI's taxonomy places the organism in Eukaryota, Apicomplexa, Conoidasida, Eucoccidiorida, Eimeriidae. The coding region runs from base 1 to 1386 and encodes 461 amino acids. The transcript has a single exon. The record is from RefSeq and is a predicted model, not a curated record.
AUGGAGCCUGCGCAGGCGGGGUCUUCGCCUAUUCUGGCCUCCCCCGUUGAAACCCCCCGCAGCAGAGACUCCCGGAAGGAUUCAACUGUCCUAGAAUUGGCAGAUCAUGGCCUAUUUUUGCCUCUUUCCCCGCGAGACCUCCAGCCGUCGCUGCGUUCCCCGCUGCUGGCGCUGGAGCGCACAGCCACGCCCCUUGAGCUCUGCAGCACUUCCCCCCAUGGACCACUGGUCACCCCCGACGCCUGUCCACUCGUGGGCCUCGAGGACCACCGCCGUGUGCGCUUUCGGGACUGCGACGAGGAGUGGCUGCUGACGGAGGAGAUGUCGGUGGCCAGCGCUUCGCUGCGGGCCACGGAAGAGGCCCCCCUGGGGCCUCUGGGGGACGCAGCAGCAGCAAAGCUCGACGAAGCCUCCCCUGCUGCAGCAGCAGCAGCAGCAGCGGCGGCGGCGCAGCCCCGUGGCUGCAGAUCUCCCCUCGCCGCAGCGUGCAGUGUACGUACACCUGGGGCCGCGCAGCCGGGACGCGCAGCAGCCCGCUGCAGCAGCCCGGGCAGUCCUUUUGCUUCUCCAACUCUGGCAGCUUCUCAUUCUUUUCUUUACCAGCAGCAGCUCCGCAGCAGCUCAGUGGACCUUGCUGCUGACCACUGGCUUCCUGCUGCGCGCUGCAGCAGCAGCGGCAGCAGCAGCUCUCGCUGCGCGCCCCGGCGCUGCCCAGCUCGCGCCGACCCGCGCCCCCCGCCACAACACCCACAACCCUCAGCCCCAGCCCCAGCAGCAGCAGCAGCAGCAGCAGCAGCAGCAGCAGCAGGCCCUUCGGGCCCCCGCGGCCGCCGCCACACAGCCCCCGGGGCCCUGCGAACUGCCCUCAUUCGCUCAGCCGACGGCAGCGUCCACCGCCGGCCGCUCCACAGGCCUCCGUGUCUGAGUACAACUCAGCCCCCGAAGUCUUGUGUGCGGCUGCAGCAGGAGGCGGGCUGCAGCAGCAGCAGCAGCAGCAGCAGCAGCGGCGGCGGCGGGGGAGGGGGCUGCGGGGGGGCGGCGGCGUGCGGCAGCGCGGAGGCCGCGGGGCCCUGGGCCGCCUCCUGGGGGUCCCACAGCCGCGGGGGGCCCUGGGGGGCCCCCUGGGGCCCCUGGGGGCCCCACAUGGGUACAGAGGUGGGGGCCCCCCAGUGGGCCCUCCCCCCAAGGCGCUCUCUGUCGGGCCCGGGGCCCCGGUUCUCCCGGUUUCUAGACCCGGUGGCUGCUGCUGCUGGGGCUGCUGCUGCUGCUGCUGCUGCACCUCUGGCGGGCCCUGGGGGCCCCUGGGGGGGCCCCCACAGGCCUUACCAGCCGCAGCUUUGCCAGCCCGCUGCACUGGUAGAUAUUGCUUCUUGGGACUUCGAAUGA